AUGUCCUGCUACGACAUCUGCCGCCCCUGCGGACCCACCCCGCUGGCUAACAGCUGCAACGAGCCCUGUGUCAGGCAGUGCGAGGACUCCCGCGUCGUCAUCCAGCCUCCUGCCGUGCUGGUCACCCUGCCAGGACCCAUCCUCAGCUCCUUCCCCCAGAACACCGCCGUUGGAUCCUCCGCAUCAGCUGCCGUGGGCAGCAACCUCAGCGCCCAGGGAGUGCCCAUCUCUGGAGGCGGCUUCGGAGGCUUUGGCCUUGGAGGCCUGGGCUGCAUCUCUGGUGGAAGAGCCUGCUACCCCUGCUAAGGACCCAUGCCAACACCGCUGACAGAAGCCUGCAUCACCGUGCAAGCCAGAACUCAAACUGAGGAUUCACCUCUGCACUGUUCGAGGCACAUGGGCUCACCAGCCACGGCUCUUCUUCUCAUGGCACUCCACACUCUAGCAGGGAAGGGGGCCAGUCCGUGCUGCCUGGACACAUGGCUCACGGACAGCCCAUCCUCUCUCAUUUCCUUCUAUUCCUACCACCAUCUUCCAUGUCCAGUACUCUCCCCUGCAAUGGCUUGCUCACAGCCACAAACCCACCCAGCACCUUCCAUGUGUUGAUUCU
This is a messenger RNA of Anas platyrhynchos (mallard), 610 nucleotides long. The record is from RefSeq and is a predicted model, not a curated record. Lineage: Eukaryota; Metazoa; Chordata; Aves; Anseriformes; Anatidae.